Messenger RNA from Cololabis saira (Pacific saury), 4916 nucleotides. Its product is annotated as NACHT, LRR and PYD domains-containing protein 4E-like. The coding region runs from base 130 to 3813 and encodes 1227 amino acids. The record is from RefSeq and is a predicted model, not a curated record. The transcript has 16 exons. NCBI's taxonomy places the organism in Eukaryota, Metazoa, Chordata, Actinopteri, Beloniformes, Belonidae. Gene Ontology annotation, molecular function: protein binding.
AUGUGGAAGAACAGGCGUUAAACGCGGCCGGUGAGGUGAUCCGAGGACGGAGAACAACUGCUGAUAACCGGAUCAAUACUUAAAAAUGAAGGUGUGUGUGUGAGCUGAUGUGGACGUGAAUUCAGCAGAAUGGACCAGUGUGAGGACAGAGAGGAGGGAGUCCCUCCCUCUAAAACCUCUCUGUGUGGGGAACAUGAGAGUCGGAGCAAAGCUCAGAGGAAUCAACCUGGACCUGGACCUGAACCUGGACCUGGACCUGGACCUGGACCUGGACCUGAACCUAAACUUAAACCUAAACCUGGAUCUGGACCCAGCUGUUUAUCCUUGAAGAGCGACAAGUCAAAGGAAUAUGUUAUUAACUUUAAAGGAGACCAACGUUCUGCUGUAGAGAGAGUGGACCAGCAGAGCUCAGAGCCUCCCAGCGGUCCAUCUGUCCAGCAGCAUCAGACACAGCUGGACUCCAUAUUUCUGCUGCUGGAGGACAACAUUGUCAUGUUUGUAAAGAACGAGUUGAAGAAGAUGCACAUGGGUCUUAGUCCAGAUUACCCAGAAUCCCUAGAGAAUCUGUUGCAGGGUGAUUAUGAAGAGCAGAGGAGGAGCAGCAGAGAUGCGUUUGUGAAGAUCACAGUGAACUUCCUGAGGAGAAUGAAGCAGGAGGAGCUGGCUGAGCGUCUGCAGAGCAGUUCUUUUGCUGCAGUUUGUAAAAAGCAGCUGAAGUCUAAGCUGAAGAAGAAGUACCGGUGUGUGUUUGAGGGGAUUUUUAAAGCAGGAACCCCAACCCUUCUGAAGCAGAUCUACACAGAGCUCUACAUCACAGAGGGAGGGACUGGAGAGGUCAACGAUGAACAUGAAGUUAGACAGAUUGAAGCAGCAUCCAGGAAACCACAUAGAGCAGAAACAACCAUCAGACAGGAAGACAUCUUUAAACUCCCACCUGGAAGAGAUGAACCAAUCAGAACAGUGAUGACAAAGGGAGUGGCCGGCAUUGGGAAAACAGUCCUAACACAGAAGUUCAUUCUGGACUGGGCUGAAGGCAGAACCAACCAGGACAUCCAGUUACUGCUUCCAUUCACCUUCAGAGAGCUGAAUGUGCUGAAAGAGAGAAAGUUCAGCUUGGUGGAACUUGUUCAUCACUUCUUCCCUGAAACCAGAGAAAUCUGCAGGUUUGAAGAGUUCCAGGUCGUGUUCAUCUUUGACGGUCUGGAUGAGAGUCGACUUCCUCUGGACUUCUACAACAAUGAGGUCCUGACUGAUGUUACAGAGUCCACCUCAGUGGAUGUGCUGCUGACAAACCUCAUCAGGGGGAACCUGCUUCCUUCUGCUCGUCUCUGGAUCACCACACGGCCCGCAGCAGCCAAUAAGAUCCCUCCUGAGUGUGUUGACAUGGUGACAGAGGUCAGAGGGUUCACUAACCCACAGAAGGAGGACUACUUCAGGAAGAGGUUCAGAGAAGAGCAGCAGACCAGCAGGAUCAUUUCCCACAUCAAGACAUCACGGAGCCUCCACAUCAUGUGCCACAUCCCAGUCUUCUGCUGGAUCACUGCUACGGUCCUGGAGAAAGUCCUGGAAACCAGAGAGGGAGGGGAGCUGCCCAAAACCCUGACUGAGAUGUACAUCCACUUCCUGGUGGUCCAGGCCAAACUGAAGAAGGUCAAGUAUGAUGGAGGAGCUGGGAUGGAUCCACACUGGAGUCCAGCUAGCAGGAAGAUGGUGGAGUCUCUGGGAAAACUGGCUUUUGAGCAGCUGCAGAAAGGAAACCUGAUCUUCUAUGAACCAGACCUGAGAGAGUGUGGCAUCGAUGUCAGAGAGGCUUCAGUGUACUCAGGGGUGUUCACACAGAUCUUUAGAGAGGAGAGCAGCCUGUACCAGGACCAUGUCUUCUGCUUCAUCCAUCUGAGUGUUCAGGAGUUUCUGGCUGCUCUUCAUGUCCAUCAGACCUUCAUCAAGUCUGGAUUCAACCUGCUGGAGGAACAAAGAAACACUGAGACUGACCUCCAUCAGAGCUCCCCUGACUUCCUCCUGCUGAGACAUGUUCUUCCUAAAGUGUUUUUCCUUGAGCAUGAACACACUGACCUCUAUCAGAGUGCUGUGGACAAGGCCUUACGGAGUCCAAACGGACACCUGGACUUGUUCCUCCGCUUCCUCCUGGGUCUUUCACUAGAGACCAAUCAGACUCUCCUACGAGGUCUGUUGGAACCAAAACAAAGAAGAUCACAGACCAAUCAGGAAACGGUUAAAUACAUCAAGAAGAAGAUCAGUAAGGAUCUGUCUGCAGAGAAAAGCAUCAACCUGUUCCACUGUCUGAAUGAACUGAACGAUGGUUCUCUGGUGGAGGAGGUCCAACGGUCCCUGAGGUCUGGACGUCUCUCCACAGAUGAACUGUCUCCUGCUCAGUGGUCGGCUCUGGUCUUCAUCUUACUGUCAUCAGAAGAUCUGGAGGUGUUUGACCUGAAGAAAUACUCAGCUUCAGAGGAGGUUCUACGGAGGCUGCUGCCGGUGGUCAAAGCCUCCAAGAAAGUUGAGUUGAGUGACUGUAACCUAUCAGAGGACAUCUGUGCAGAUCUGUCCUCAGUUCUCAGCUCUCAGUCCUCCUUUCUGACAGAACUGGACCUGAGUAACAACCACCUGCAGGAUUCAGGACUGAAGAAGCUGUGUCCUGGACUGGAGAGUCCACACUGUCACCUGGAGUCUCUCAGGUUGAGUGGUUGUAACCUAUCAGAGGACAUCUGUACAGAUCUGUCCUCAGUUCUCAGCUCUCAGUCCUCUAGUCUGACAGAACUGGACCUGAGUAACAACCACCUGCAGGAUUCAGGACUGAAGAAGCUGUGUCCUGGACUGGAGAGUCCACACUGUCACCUGGAGUCUCUAAGGUUGAGUGACUGUAACCUCUCAGAGGACAUCUGUGCAGAUCUGUCCUCAGUUCUCAGCUCUCAGUCCUCCAGCCUGACAGAACUGGACCUGAGUCACAACGACCUGCAGGAUUCAGGACUGAAGAAGCUGUGUCCUGGACUGGAGAGUCCACACUGUCACCUGGAGUCUCUCAGGCUGUCAGGCUGUCUGAUCUCAGAGGAAGGCUGUGCUUCUCUUGUCUCAGCUCUGAACUCCAACCCCUCCCAUCUGAGAGAGCUGGACCUGAGCUACAACCAUCCAGGAGAGUCAGCAGGGAAGCUUUUCUCUGCUGGACUGGAGGAUCCCCGCUGGAGACUGGACACUCUCAGGGUGGAGCCUGCUGGACAACGAUGGCUGACACCAGGUCUGAGGAAGUAUUCCUGUCAACUGACCAUCGACACAAACACAGUCAACAACAACAUCAAACUGUCUGACAACAACAAGAAGAUGAUGUAUGUGGAGGAGGAUCAGUCAUAUCCUGAUCAUCCAGAGAGGUUUGAUGUUCUUCCUCAGCUGCUGUGUAGAGAAGUUCUGACGGGUCGCUGUUACUGGGAGGUCCAGAGGAAAGGAUAUGUUGAGAUAACAGUGAGUUACAGAAGAAUCAGCAUGCAAGGAAACGCUGAUGGCUGUGGGUUUGGACAGAACGAUCAUUCCUGGAGUCUGGACUGUUCUGAUGAUGGUCGGUACUCUGUCUGGCACAAUAACAGAGGAACAUCUUCCUCCUCCUCUUCCUCAGUCUCUGACAGAGUAGCAGUGUACGUGGACGUUCCUGCUGGAACUCUGUCCUUCUACAGCGUCUCCUCUGACAGACUGAUCCACCUCCACACCUUCAACACCACAUUCACUGAACUUCUCUAUCCUGGGUUCGGGUUCGGGUCUAGUUCUGGUUCUGGUCCUGGUUCAGUGUCUCUUUCUCUGUGUUGAAUGCAGUCUCAAGAGUCUCCUCCUGUCAGACAAACUGUAUCUGUUGGACAGAUAGUUCAGUCUGUACAUGUCAUCCAUCAAUCCAUCCACCCCUCAAUCCAUUCAUCCAUCCAUCCAUCCACCUGCCCGCCCGCCCGCCCGCCCAUCCAUCCAUCAUUUCUGGAGAUCUGGAUCAGAUGCACAACAUCUCAGAUAUUUUUAUAUAUUUCCUUAAGACUUUCCGUUUAAUCAAGGGUGUUUGGUAUCAUCUGGUCAUCUGAUGAAUAUUUGCUGCAGGUUUCUUGACACUUUCUCUUUUGGGUGAGCAAUGUUUUCCUCGUGGGGAUGGGUGUUAUCCAAAGGAGGGAUGCCCCGAUACCAUUUUUUUUUCACACCGAGUAUGAGUAUUUUAAUUUGUGUACUCGCCGAUACCGAGUACCGAUCCGAUACUUCUACCACAAAAAUAACUAGACAAAAAAUGCAAUGAAAAAUGCAAUGAAUUGGAAGACAGGUUUUAUUUGCAACAGUUUGCGUCAUCCCUUAUUUUGAAAUAUGUCCACACUGCUGACAUCCCGCUUGCAUUAAUUGUUGCCAUCUUGUCUGAAACAGCGCUGCCAGUCUGACUCACGGGUAUCACUCUCUUCUCAUCACCACGCUAUGCUUAUGGGAUUGUUUAUGUUGUUUCACAUGGAGGGCUUCAGGUGAAGCACCGCACAUCCGCAGUUGAUGUACCUGCGAUGGGACUAUGUCUUACUGUGAGUUACGUGGAGUGUGUAAUAAAGUUCCCUGUGAGUAAGGGUAAUACUCAACCGUCCAGUUUGUAUAAUUAAAGAAGAUAGAACAAACUGAAACACGGAACAGCUGGCUGAGCAGCGGCGGCUCCGCCCCCAGGCUGCACACUCACCCGGGGAGCCGCGGGGCGGCUAAACAUCUCCCCCUAGAGUCACUAACCAGUAACUACAACAACAAUGAAGUAUCGGUGCGUGGUAUCGGAACAUUUUUGCGAGUACGAGUAUAUGAGAGCAGUAUCGGCCCCGAUACCGAUACCAGUAUCGGGACAUCCCUAAUCCAAACAAGAGCUACUGAUGUGGGAAGUGGCCCUAAACGUGAUGUUUUUAAUAUAU